GCGGCUUUGGAAACGGUCAAUAUCUCGUCCAUGGAAAAAAGUCGCGUCCGUUUGAUUUUUCACGAGUUUUUGACAGCGGUCUCAUAUCAAAUAAUUUGUAAUUGACCCCGAUCAAACAUAAUUUAUGAAAUUAUUUUAUAUUAACGUUUCGAAUUUUUGAUGGAGGACAAAAUAGAUGCCCUUAGCAUAACGGACGAUGAGGAAGAAUCGGAAGACGAUAAUGUUCGUCCGUUCGAAAAGAAGGGUGUUUUAAGUAAAUGGACCAACUAUCUUCAUGGGUGGCAAAGCAGAUACAUAGUUCUCAAGGAUGGGACUCUCAGUUAUUAUAAGUCAGAGAAUGACACUUCAUUUGGGUGUAGAGGAGCAGUUAGUUUAACUAGAGCUUCAGUGACACCUCACCAGUUUGAUGAGUGCCGGUUUGAUGUGGCUGUUAAUGAUUCUGUGUGGUACCUUCGUGCUGAGACCGAGGAGGAACGCCAGAUCUGGAUUGAUUCCAUUGACAAUCAUCGGCAAACUGAGUCUGGCUAUGGUAGCGAGAACAAUCUUCGGCGACAUGGCUCCCUACUUUCACUCACCUCUGGAACCAGCAUGUCCACAGCAUCUGCAUCCUCCUUCAAGCGGGGGCGUGGCCUGCAUGAGAAGCUGAUGGAGAUGGAAACAUUCAGAGACAUCCUGUGUCGACAGAUUGAGACCCUGCAGAGCUACUUUGACAGCUGUGCUUCUGCUGUCUCCCAUGGCAGUCUCAAUGACUUGACCGAGGAUGAUAUUGGUGACCCAGACGACCUGGAGGGUGUUGACAAUCAGGGUCACAUGGGCAUGCACUUUCCAAAACACUCCUCUAAAGACCUCGCGUCCAUCUUGCAGCAGCAUGGCUCUCAUGCGGUGGACUUCAAGGGUGAGUCGUUCACAUUUAAGGCCACCACUGCAGGCAUCAUUGCCACCAUGUCCCAUUGUAUGGAGCUCAUGACACAGAGGGAGGAGGCCUGGAAAAAGAAGCUUGACAAGGAGUGUGAGCGGCGUAAGAAGUAUGAGGAGGCCUAUAGGAGCCUGCUGGAGCAGCACAACAAGCAGCAGCAGAACGCCUCACGACUCCAGGGACCAGACUUUGAGGAGGGCCCACACUCUGUGAUCAAGGAGGAUGAAUUCUUUGAUGCCAUUGAUGCAUCCCUUGACAAACUGGAAAAGGAGGAGGAAGAUAAGCGUCAGGGAAAAGUGACGUCCAGACCUCCUGCUAAAAUCUCACUCUCUCCUGACAAUAGGUUCUACGAGGAGAUCAACCGUGUAGUGAACACACACAUACAGCAGAUGUAUGAGACAACUACAGAUGGCAAGGAUGUGUGGGAGUGCAUAGCAGAGGAGGGGGAGCUGAAGGUGUUCAAGCGAAAUCUGGAAGUGGACGGCAUUGUCCUGGACCCCCUCAAGGCUGUACACACAGUCACUGGUAUUACUGGCCACGAAGUGUGCUCACAUUUCUGGAAUAUCAAAUACAGAAUGGAUUGGGAAGUUACUCUGGACAGCAGCUCAGUGGUGGAGUGGCUCUCAGAGGACACGUUUUUGUGCCACAACAUCAUCAAGCGAGUGUGGCCGGCCUCACAGCGGGACGCCCUGUUCUGGACCCAUAUUCGCCACGUGCAGGGCGACACGGAUGAGGAGCCAGACCUCUGGAUUGUUGUCAACUACUCUACUUCACAUGAAAAAAUUCCUUCCAACAAGUAUGUUCGUAUUGGGAUGAAUGUUGCAAUGGUGUGUCAGACCAUUAUUGAACCCCCCGUGGAUGGUAAAAUAACACGCGACAACAUCAAGUGUAAAAUAUCAUAUACUGCUGAAGUGAAUCCUGGCGGCUGGGCACCUGCCUCUGUUCUUAGAGCAGUCUACAAAAGAGAGUAUCCAAAGUUUUUGAAGCGCUUCACAUCAUAUGUGCGUGAUGCCACUUGUGACAAGGAAAUUCAAUUCUGAUACAUUGCUUGAAAUAGUUGCAUUCCAAUGCCACGUUUUACCCAAUCCGUAGCUAACAUGCCGUGAAAGCAAGGGCCAGUGUGACACAGGGUGGUGGCAUCCGGAGUGGGCAUUUCAGUGAAGAGGAGUCCCAUAUCUACUAGCCUGCCACUACAAUCCUGGCAAAAAAGGCUCUUAAUCUAUGCUUUAUUCUACACUUGCAAAGAAGUGGUAGUAUGGAUUAUUAUUAUUAUUCGUUCUAUCUUAUGUGUGAACUUGUAACUUAUUUGUUGUUAUUAUGGGUUAACCUCUGAAGAAAAGUAUUUAUAAACAAUAUUGUUAUAAUUUCCUUCACAAACUGAAUAAUUACUGUACUUGACAUAGUGUACCUGCCUGUGAUAGCAACUAGUGCAUUGUUGUUGGGUUGUGCUGCCGUCAGCUGGUGUGCAACCGCUUGAGUCCACAAGCAUGUAUGGGGCUGCUCACAGCAGGGGCAGUGUCUAGUCACACUGGUGCAUGUGGUCUCAGGCUCAUGUGCAAUCAUUCUACUGGAUACACUGUCUGAGUGCAGCGCUCUAGGCCAGACUGGCAACAGCUUAACUACUGUGAAACCAUUUAUUUUCUAUUUCAUGAAAUUUCGAGAGUUUUUAUUGCAUGUUUAUUUUUUUAUUAAUGAAUAUUUGUUCAAGACUACUUCAUAUAAAUAAGUAAAUUUCAAUCAUAGUUAAAUGUUAAAUAUUAAAGUAACACCUUAGAACUGCGCUUUCAAACCACUUAAAGCUCAGUGUGCAACGUCACAAAAAAUGCCCAUUUGCUCUCGGCAAUAUACUAAAUUAUUGGUCUUCAAAAAUAAUAUUUAAAAAUCAAAGAAAUGUCUUGUAUAACUUGACUUGUAUAUCUGCCAAAAAAAAGAAUUGUUAUGUAAGGUGUAAUCUUUGUGGCAUUAUGUUGUUAAAAACUAUUAAACAAUUGUCUUACUUAUCUUUAUAUAAAUACCAUAUUCUUCAUUUAAUUUUGUGUUCUAUCAUCAAAAAAUGUUUUUGUGUAAUCAUAUUUUUAUAUUGCUAUUCUUCUUCAAUAAAACUUAAAUGUG
This is a messenger RNA of Dreissena polymorpha, 3028 nucleotides long. RefSeq names its product ceramide transfer protein-like. The coding region runs from base 160 to 1956 and encodes 598 amino acids. The record is from RefSeq and is a predicted model, not a curated record. Gene Ontology annotation, cellular component: Golgi apparatus. Lineage: Eukaryota; Metazoa; Mollusca; Bivalvia; Myida; Dreissenidae. Gene Ontology annotation, molecular function: phosphatidylinositol-4-phosphate binding. Gene Ontology annotation, biological process: ER to Golgi ceramide transport. The transcript is spliced from 13 exons.